Messenger RNA from Rotaria sp. Silwood1, 645 nucleotides. NCBI's taxonomy places the organism in Eukaryota, Metazoa, Rotifera, Eurotatoria, Philodinida, Philodinidae. The record is from the annotation of a GenBank genome assembly.
AUGCCAAUUAUAUUAAAUAAUUUGACACAUAUUUCAUUUCAUGUGGAAUAUAUAAAUUUUGAUCGGUUUCAACCGCUUAUCGAAAAUCGUUUUAAUCUACUUGAAUUAUUACAAAUUUCUACACACGAUGAUAAAGCAUAUUUAAAUGCUAAUCGAUGGCAAAAAUUGAUUUUAACUUAUAUGCCUUCCUUAAAAAUAUUUGACUUUCAACAUACAAAUAUCAUGGAUAAUACCUGUCUACGUGAAGAUGAAUAUCAUGCUUUGAUCGAUCAAUUUAACUCUCCAUUUUGGUCUGAACGACAAUGGUUCUUUGCACAUCAGCAUUAUUCACAAGGACGUCAACGUGAUUCGAUCUUCUAUUCCAUUCAGCCAUAUAGACGAAAAAAGUAUACACUAUAUAAUGCAUCUAAUCUCGAUACGUGUUCAGAUCGACAGGAAACUAUUCGUGACUUGCUUCGUCAUGUUCAUAUCAAUGAUGAACAAUUAUCGACUACCUAUAUGCUUCAGUUUCCACAUGUUACUGAGCUCACUAUACAAUGUGAAAGAAAUUACUUGAUCAUUACUGAUUGUAGUCGUUUUAUACAUUUAACACAAUUGACUAAUUUAACUAUUAAUUGGAACAGUUUUCCAUUGAUAUACUAUUGA